Molecule: messenger RNA, 2127 nt
Organism: Cladocopium goreaui
Lineage: Eukaryota; Dinophyceae; Suessiales; Symbiodiniaceae
Source: the annotation of a GenBank genome assembly
AUGACAACUGGUCGGGUGGUUUUUCCAGGCCCAACGAGUGCGGAGGUGGUUGCGCAAGUCUUGGAAGCCGUGUCGGCGAAAGUGGGCUCUGCGGCGAAGGUGGGUCACGGGGGAACCCUGGACCCCUUUGCCACGGGCGUGCUGGUCCUCGGCCUUGGACUUGGCACUCGCAUGCUGCAGCGGUUUCUGCAUGGAGGAAAGGAAUACGUGGCCACCAUCAAGAUGGGAUCAGAAACGAAUACGCAGGAUGGUAGCGGCUCGGUGCUUCGAACAGCAGCCUUUGAUGAUGUUCAACGAAGUUCCCUCGAGGAGGCUUUGGCGGGCUUCCGCGGCACCAUCCGCCAGGUGGCAUUCAGUGCGCAGGUGGAUGCGGUGGAUGCAGCGGCGCUGCAACAGCUUCUGCCGUUGAGUGACGAGAAGGGCGGCGCUGAAGCUCGCGAACGGAUGUUUAAGGAAUUCGUGGUCCGCUCCAACUGCUUGGUUCAAAUGGGCGAAAGUGUGGCUACGAAGGAAGAGGACCUGGAGGAGCCACGCGGCUUGCCAGCAGGCGUGGACAAGGAGAUUUUGAAAGAAGCUCCAGAUGCACAUUUUCAUUCACCAACAGCUGGAGAUGAAGUGACGGUGCACUAUGUCGGCACCUUGCAGGAUGGUCAAGAAUUCGAUUCCUCGCGCUCGAGGAGUAAAGCCUUCACCUUUACACUCGGUCAAGGUCAAGUGAUCCCUGGGUGGGACUUGGGGGUGGCAUCCAUGCGCAAAGGUGAGGUGGCAAAAUUCACCCUGGCGCCAGAGUUUGCCUAUGGCGAUGCAGGUUCACCUCCCAAAAUUCCCGAGAAAGCCACGCUGAUCUUCGAGAUUGAGCUGUUGGAUUUCGUCUCAAAGGACGACCUCUUUCGGGAUGGCGGGGUGGUGAAGGUUGUGCAGAAGGAGGGCAGUGGUUGGAAGGUGCCCAAGAACAAGAGUGAACAAAGGAUUUCACUGAAAAUAUGCAAGGCAGAUGGAUGCCUCCUUGAAGACAAGGGUUCCUUUGACUUUCUGAUGGGUUCAGAGGCCUUGGGCCCCUUGACAAAAGCAGUGGAGAAAGCGCUGCUGAACAUGAAGAAGGGGGAGGAAUGCAAACUGAUCUGCCGGAAGGACUACGCAUAUGGCGAACAAGAUCUGUUGCUGCUCUUGGGUCUGGAAGAGCUCUAUGAGAUCCAGGAUGUCUCGUUGGCGAAGGAUAAGUCGAUGAUGAAGAAACAAAUCAAGGAGGGUGAAGGGUAUGAGAAGCCCAAGGAAUGCUGGAAGGUCUUCUUGAAAGUGGAAGCUGCCACAGAUGGAAAGUCGACUCUGCCGGGUUUCCUGCCCAAGACCUUGGAGUUUGUGGCGGGUGAUGGGUGUUGCUGUGAUGCCCUGGAAUGCGCUAGCUUCGAGAUGAAGCGCGGAGAGCGCUGCCAGGUUACCAGUGGGGCCCAGUGGUGUCGCGAGCCACAGCUGGGCUUGGAGGCGUUGGAGGCGUUGGCGGUACCCGAGGUGGUCUUCACCCUUGAACUGGUGAACUUUGAGAAGGUGAAAGACACUUGGGACAUGUCGGAAGAGGAAAAGAUCGAUUUUGCCAACGCCCGGAAGGAUGUGGGUGCCAGGCUUUUUAAGGAAGGCCGAUAUUCGAUGGCCAUGGAACGGUACAAGAAGAUCGUGGACCUCUUUAACUAUGUCGACAGCUACAAGGAAGAAGACAACAAGGUGAAAGCAAAGGAGUUAAAGAAGGUGUGCAAGCUGAACAGAGCCGCCUGCCAGUUGAAAGUGAAUCUAUUUGCCGAGGCAAAAGCUUCCUGUGACACCGUGCUGAAGGACGAUUCCCACAACGUGAAGGCCUUGUUUCGCCGGGCCCAAGCCCAGUUUGGCUUGAAAAUGUUGCUGGAGUGCGCCCAGGAUGUGAAGAAGGUACUGGAUCUUGAGCCCAACAACAGGGAAGCACGAGCUCUGGCGAAGGAAGUUGCAAAGGCUCAAAAGGAAGAGGAUCAGAAAUCCAAAGGUUUGUUUGGAAAAAUGUGCCAGGCAUUGGGCACGGGGCCAAUCAGAGAGCCCUUUGUAGAUAGGAGAUUCGAUUUUGAUGCUGAAGAGAGGCUUCAAAAGGAAGCUGAGACGUAG